UCAGAUUAUGCUGUUGAGUGAAAUGAUUUCCAAUAUUUGAAGUAGUUAUGUGCACGUGUGUUUGACUAUACUAGUAAUCAGGCAUGAAAGCUCAGGCGCUUCUUCUCCUGCCCACCUGUAUCCGUUUCCCUUCCAUUUGUUCAACAAGAUUGAACUUGAUGUUGGACCUUGAAGGCCUAAAUAAUAAUGGGUUAGGAGAUUAAUUUACCUAAUAGUUGUUGAGUAUUUUUAAUGAGAUCAGCUCUUCAGUACGUCUCGCUGUCUGCCCGGGAGCUACACAGAUGUUGCACAGUGAGAACACAGCUUAGCAUAGAGACUGGCAUAGAGAAAUCCCAUCAUCCGUGCAAUCUUCUUGAUGCAAACGAACACCAAAGGAAGGGUUACCCUUGACCUUUGAGGACUUAAUAUAGAAAUUUAAAAUGUUCUUCAGGGAAGAACAGAGCUUGGCCUACAUUUGUAUAAUCAUUGGCUUCCUGACAGUCAGGCUGUCUGCCAAUCGUAAUUGUCCUACCCAGAGUCUAGAAGAUGUUGUCAUCGACAUCCAGUCAUCUCUUACUAAGGGAAUACGAGGCAAUGAGCCCAUACAUACAGUAACUCAAGAAGACUGCAUUAAUUCUUGCUGUUCAACAAAAAACAUAUCAGGGGACAAAGCAUGUAACUUGAUGAUCUUUGACACUAGAAAAACAGCGAGACAACCCAACUGCUACCUGUUUUUCUGCCCCAGUGAGGAAGCCUGUCCACUGAAACCUGCAAAGGGUCUUCUGACUUACAGGAUACUGAGAGAUGUUCCAUCAUGGGGCCAACCUGAUUUGCUGAGCCAGAUAGUCACUCCCACACCCCCUCAUCCAACAGGUGAUGCAAAGCCCACUGGCAUCCUAUGGAGAGAUUCAUUUUCUCAGAAGUUCGGAGCCUCACAGCACUUGGAGAAACUACUCAGGAUUGAUCCAGGGAGUAUAUCGUCCCCUGUUUAUCAAGAUGGAGGGCAUUCUCGGAGUUCCCAGUCUUCCUCCGGACAAAGAAUAGGCCAUCCGCUGCCUGAAAAUGUGACCACGUUCCCCACCACAGUAGCUGCUGCUGCUCCACACACCAUCUCCCCCUCCCCAGAGCCCCGGUCUCUCUCCCCCACCAGUGCCCCAGCCGCACCGACUGUGUCUUCUCCACCACAGGCGGCCACCACAGCACCGCCUGCAGCCACAGUCACCUCUCAGCCUCCCACCGUCAUCUCUACAACUUUGACCCGAGCCGUGGUUACACCUCAAGCCAACAUGACUACCACAGCCAUCCCAACCACCACCUUUCAGGCACCUACAGAAUGGAAAGGCCCACCGGAAACGUUGCCCUUCAGAGAAAUUUCCAACCUAACGGUGAAACCAGAGAAGGUCCAUCACCCUGCGACGGGUCUUCUGCCAAAUGUGGGAUCUUCCGCUACGGAUGAGACUGCUCCCCAGGAAACCGGGAAGACCAGCUCAGGCGGCUCCUCCCAGCGUGGUGUUCCAGAAAGUCCCCCUGGCCUUCCAAACGAAAAGUGGCUCCUCAUUGGGACCCUGCUCUUUGGUGUUCUGUUCCUCACAAUAGGCCUCGUCCUCUUGGGCAGAAUGCUCUUGGAAUCCCUGCGUAGGAAACGCUACUCGAGGCUGGAUUAUUUGAUCAAUGGGAUCUACGUUGACAUCUAAGGACAAAGCUGCAUAUCUCUUAAUUCAUGGGGGUCCUUGCAGCCCACACGCAAAAAUCCCAAGAUUUUUGAAGGUAUUUUAAAUACGGUCAAGAGCAUAUUUGACCCCUCCCCCCCACACACACACUUUCCUUUUUCUUUUUUUAUUAAGGGGGGAAAGAAAACAAAUAAGGUAAUUUGUGUGAUCUGUCUCUAAAAUGUUAGCUGAAAACAAAGCUUUACCUACAGUAAUAAUGUAUAAUUGCCAUAUAAAUUUGAAAAAUUGACUGUUUUUUGGGGGGGUUGGGGAAAUAAUGGUUAGGACUUCUAGGCUCCAAUUUGUUAAUAUUUCUAGUUCCAGAUAAAGUCAACUACUUAUGAUCUUAAUUCUAAUGGGUUUACUUUCCUUUUGUAUGUAUACCAAUGAAACUUAUUCUAGAUGUAUUUCCUUCCAAUUAAAUAUUUGAAUAAAUCCUUUGUUACUCAG
This is a messenger RNA of Pipistrellus kuhlii (Kuhl's pipistrelle), 2138 nucleotides long. RefSeq names its product MANSC domain containing 1 (gene MANSC1). The record is from RefSeq and is a predicted model, not a curated record. The coding region runs from base 420 to 1673 and encodes 417 amino acids. Lineage: Eukaryota; Metazoa; Chordata; Mammalia; Chiroptera; Vespertilionidae. The transcript has 4 exons.